Molecule: messenger RNA, 4101 nt
Organism: Argiope bruennichi
Lineage: Eukaryota; Metazoa; Arthropoda; Arachnida; Araneae; Araneidae
Product: 4'-phosphopantetheine phosphatase-like
Exons: 16
Coding region: 405-2717 (770 amino acids)
Biological process (GO): coenzyme A biosynthetic process
Cellular component (GO): nucleus; cytosol
Molecular function (GO): ATP binding; pantothenate kinase activity
Source: RefSeq, a predicted model, not a curated record
AUCAAUGUUUUCGGUAAUAACAUCAUAUUUAAAUAAAAAGCCGUGCUUUUGUGGUGUUGGUUAUCGAAGUACGGCAAGGCAAGGCAGGGUUUUUUUUUUGGUAUAUCGUCUGCUCUGAGCAUUCAUGUCACUUGGUAAACAAAGGUUCAGGAAACUAUUGUUAAUUUACGAAUUUAUAUAAUUUCAGACAGUAAAAGCGUCAAUAAAAUUUAUGUAAUUUCAAUAAAAUUAUCAUUCUAAUAUUUAUUGGCGGCUAUAUUUUCUUAUACGGAAAUAGCUAAAUGAAAAUAUAUAUAGGUAGAAUGCUAUGUAGACAUGCCGAUUAAGUUACGAUGUAUUAUUUUGUAAUAUAAAUAAGCCGUCUUUUAUCAUUACUUUGAAGAAAUUAAGUAUAGAAUCCCAAUAUGAGUUGUUCUAAUAAAGAAGCAGGCAGCAUAACCUUGCCUGAAGAUGUAUUUAGAAACCUUCAAAAGGCCAAAAGAUUUGCUAUUGAUAUAGGUGGCUCAUUAACUAAAAUUGCUUAUUAUUCCACUGUCUCAUACAAGCGAGCUUUAUAUUCUUUAGAUGAAAAUGGUGAUUCCCAAAAUCCUGAUGAUACUCAUUAUGAAGUAAUUGAAACAGAUGUGGAAGCUGCUCGAUUACAUUUUAUAAAAUUUGAAACCAAGCAUAUUGAAUCAUGUCUGAGAUUUAUUCAAAAAAAUCUAAUUGGUUCACCAGAUUUUAUGAGAGGCAAAAGUAUAAAAGCCACUGGUGGAGGAGCUUACAAAUAUACUGAUGUUCUUACAAAGACUCUAGGAUUAAUGGUAGAUAAGGAAAAUGAGAUGGAGUGCCUAAUCAAGGGCUGUAAUUUUGUGUUGAAGAAUAUUCCUGACGAAGUAUUUGAGUAUAGUCGCAAUGCUAGUCCUGAGUAUCACUUUCAUAGUGUGGAACCAAAUAUGUAUCCAUAUUUGCUUGUUAAUAUUGGCUCUGGUGUUAGCAUAAUGUUGGUUGAAUCUGAAUCGUCUUAUGAAAGGAUUGGUGGGUCAGCUAUGGGUGGAGGAACUUUUUGGGGAUUGGGAUCUCUUCUCACCAAAGCUAAGGGUUUUGAUGAACUCCUGGAGUUGGCUGAAAAAGGUGAUCACAGAGGUGUUGACAUGCUAGUGAAGGAUAUAUAUGGAGGUGAUUGUUCUGGUAUGGGUCUUCCUGGUGAUUUGAUUGCUUGCAGUUUUGGAAAAGCAAUACAUUCUUCAAAAGAUAAAGAUUUCAAUCCUGGUCAAUUUGCUGAACCUGAUAUUGCCAGGAGUUUGCUGUUUAUGAUAAGCAAUGAUAUUGGUCAAAUAGCUUGUCUUUAUGCCAUGAUGCAUAAUCUUGGAAAAGUUUAUUUUGGUGGUUAUUUCCUUAGAGCUCAUUAUCUUAGUAUGCAUACCAUAUCAUUUGCUAUUAAUUACUGGAGUAAGGGUAAAGUGCAGGCUUUAUUUCUGCGCCAUGAAGGCUAUUUAGCUGCAAUUGGAGCAUUUUUAACUGGUGCUGAGGAAUAUGAUACAGACAAAUAUUCCUGGUGUGAAAAUUAUGCUGGAAGUUCUGGACUUAGCAGUCCUCUGCCAGCUCCUCCUAUCUCAGGUAACCCUAUGAUUGAUCAACUAGAAAUCGAUUGUGCUAACUGGCAACUUGUUCAUUGCCCACUACUCAAAGAACCUGCUGAAUAUGUACCUGACACAAUCGAUUUGAAUCAAGAUGCGGAGGCUAGAGAAUAUUGGCUAACUUGCUUUGAAAAUGCUAUAGAUAAAUUUGUAGAAAGAGCUAUUCAAAGCCAAAGUCAUCAUGCUGAUGCCCAACAUAGAGCAAAAAUAUUUAAAGAAAAGUAUCUCAGUCGAUUACAACACUUAAGAACUCAUCCUUUUGCAUAUGGUUCUUUAACUGUACGAAGCUUGUUAGAUAUGCGUGAGCACUGUCUAACUGAAUUUGAUUUCCCUGAUCCAUACUUGCAGCAAAAGCGAUUGGAAAAUGAGAUGGCUCUUAAAAUGUUGAAAUCUAGAAUCGAUGACUUGAAUUCUAUGGAAUGGGAAGAAAAACAAAUUGCUCUGGUUAAAGGACUUUUAGCUGGUAACAUGUUUGAUUGGGGAGCCAAAGAAGUUGCUAAGAUGAUGGAAUCUUCAAACUUUGGAUUUUCUGAGGCCAAAACAAAAAUUCAAGAGAGACCUUGGUUAGUGGAUAAUCUAAAUGAGUGGCUGGAGCGACUUAAAGGUACUCCUCACAAAUGUGCUGCAAUAUUUGUUGAUAAUAGUGGAAUGGAUAUUGUUUUAGGUGUCCUACCUUUUGCACUAGAGCUCUUAAGAAGAAAAACAAAGGUCUUACUUUGUGCAAAUUCUAAACCAGCAUUGAAUGAUGUCACUUAUCAAGAAUUAAAAGUUUUAAUGCGCAAAGCCUCAGUUUUCAUCAGUGAAAUCAAAGAUGCACUUUCUACGUGUCAGUUAAAAAUUCUUGAUUCUGGGCAAGGGUCACCAUGCCUUGAUCUGAGCCGCUUAAACCUUGAAGUUGCUCAAGCAAUGGAAACCCAUGGAACAGACCUUGUUGUAUUUGAAGGAAUGGGUCGAGCAGUGCAUACCAACCUUAAUGCUGAAUUUAAAUGUGAAUGUAUAAAAGCUGCUGUUUUGAAAAAUCAGUGGCUAUGUCACCGCUUAGGUGGAGAAAUGUAUUCAGUCAUUUUCAAGUAUGAAAUUCCUCCAGGAAAGGCAUAACCUCAAUACUUUUUUUCAAGUAAACAACCGUCCUUUAAUCUGUAUAUGUGUGAUCUCGCAUGUGAUACUGAUGUUGUAUUUACUGUAAGUUUAUAUUUUUGUGAUAUUAGUGUUAAAUAUUGUUUUUCUCUUUUGUUUUUAAUAGUUGUUUGAGUUACCGAGUGAAUUUACAAGCAUCAAGCAAUUUUUAGCCAUAAAUCCAGUUGUAAGUGGUUUGUUUUUGCACAUACUUCCCUUCCCCACAUUGAUAAAGUUUGUGGUUGUCAUUUAGUGUAAAUAUGUUUUUUAUGCCAAUAAAAGAUGAAGUGAUUAUUUUCUAACAUAGAAAAUCAUAGCCAUGAUGGUUUUUACUGGUUGAAUAGAUUUUGUAAUAUUGUUUCUGGUAUAUGAAAAAGUAAAUACUAUUUUUCAACUGUGUUUAUGUCUGUCAUAAGAUUUUAUGUAGACUGAUUUUCUUUUUGGAAUUGUGUCUACUUUUUUAUUUGAAAGGUAUUGGGUAUUCAAAAAAUCGGCUUUCUUUUUAUAUAUAUAUUUUUUAGCAUGUUUGAAGUUCAAGAAAAUUUAAAUAAUUGUGAAUCAUUUGCUCAAGAUUUAGUUAAAUAUUUGUAAAUGAUUAUAUGAAUAUCAUGAAAUUUUUUAUCUGAAGAAUGGAAAGCAAAAACUUUUUUAAUAAAAGCUUCUGUUUUAUUUCUUUUAACUAGGUAUAUAUUAUAAAAAUAAGGUCAACAUGUAUAACAAAAAUUGCACUUAUUUUUGCAUAUAAAACUGUUUCUUUUAAGAUGAAGCUAUCUAGCUUUGUUUAUGAAAUUAUCAAGCACUAUUGUAAAUUUAAGAAAACCAACACUUCUUUUUCAUGUAAUUUCUUCAUUUAUACUAUUGAAAGAAUUGUAUGAUAAUAAUCUUUUAUUAAUUGAAUGUGAAUGUUUUGUGAAGUAUGUAGUUAAAUUGCAAAUUAAAAAUAUAUAGUACAUUUAUUAAUCACUUCUAUGUGUUAUAUUGUGCAUUUUAAAAAAUUUGCAUAACUUUUCAUUAAUAAUUGUAAUUUAUAUUUCAAUUCCAUUUGAUUUUCAAAUUAUUUUAAAUAUGUGAAGGCUACAAAUUUUUUUAAAGGAUUGUUCAUCCUACAUAUUUGAUGUGUCAAACUGUAUAGCAUUUAAUUCUUAACUCUUAGAGUAGUAGAAAUUUUUAGACACCAGUAUUGUGUAUAUACACCAAUUAUAUCAAGUCUUCCAGCCAUUCUUUGUUUUUGUUAUGUUUCAUUUACUUUAUUUUGAUUAUUUAAUGUGUUAAGCCUAGUAUAAGUAAAAAAAAAAUUAUUACAGUAUUUCUUUUUUGUAUAAAUUUUUACUAAUCCAUACUUUGUUUAUUUUACCUCACAGUUUUA